GCAGAAUGGCUGCAAGAGCUUUGGCAGAUGCAGCUUUUGAAAAGAGCUUCAGUAAAACAUAUGAAACUUUCAAAAUCCAAAAAGGAGGACCAGGAACUUUUUAUCCUUUUGCCUUCACUGACAUCAUGGGCCUUGAGAAGGACACAGGAGUUAUGGUGGAAGACAUCAUACUGGCCAUGAAGGGGCACGUGAAGGAUGGUUACACGUUCAAUCCUCAAUCUUCAUUAUCCGAACACGAUCAUAAGUACAACAAGGAGCCCACUCUAAAUGACAAAGUUCAUGUUUUAGUGUCUGUGAUCGAUGCCAACAAAAUAAAACUUAUGAGUGAUGAUAUAAUAAAACAGAUGAGGACUGUCAGACUUGCAGCCAGUGACAUGGGAAUUCCCCAAAUGGCAAUUCUCACCAAAAUUGAUGAAGCCUGUCCAGAAGUCAAAAAAAAUAUACGAAAUGUGUAUAAGAGCAUCUGGUUGAAGGAACAGAUGGAGAUAGUGAGUGUGACAUCAGGUAUUCCACUGUACUGCAUCUUUCCUGUCAAGAACUACCACUCUGAGAUCCAAACAGAUGAUGACGUCGACACACUGAUACUGGCUGCUCUGAAGCAGAUGAUCAACUUUGGAGAGGACUACGUUAACAAACUGCAGACCUGCUGAACCUUGUUUAUUGUUGUGUUAAAAUGACUUUUGGGUCUGAACAGGGAUGUCAGAGUAAUUCUUUGCAUGCUGAUUCUCAUUUUCUUGGCUAAAGCAUUUACCCUUAGACUAGAAACUCUUCUGGCCUUUUUUUUUUUUGCUUGAAUGACAAAGUUUGUGUUUGCUUUGUAGACUUGGCUUUCAAUUUUUGUGUUUUGCUCUUGUAUCUAUCAACCUUUGAACAGACAUCUAAUUGUGUUAGAAAACUAUACUGCUUUCAUAUUAUACUAGGGUGACCAUAUUUUGAUUUCCAAAAAAGAGGACACUUGGCCCAGUCAUGAAGUACUUUAAUAAUACUGUUUGCUUAAAGGGCAAAAGAAAAUAACUUGAAAACCUCUGGAAUUAAAUAAUGGUACAGAGAAAAGGCCUCAACUGUAUAAGAAAAAUUACCAGCACCGGGACGGUACUGAAAUUCAGGGGCGAUUCUUGGAUCAGAGCUUUGGGGGUGCUGAGCACCCAGAGAGCUGCCCAGCCAGGCAAGAUAAACCUGUCUCU
This is a messenger RNA of Maylandia zebra (zebra mbuna), 1184 nucleotides long. RefSeq names its product interferon-induced protein 44. Gene Ontology annotation, biological process: immune response. Lineage: Eukaryota; Metazoa; Chordata; Actinopteri; Cichliformes; Cichlidae. The record is from RefSeq and is a predicted model, not a curated record.